Messenger RNA from Cavenderia fasciculata, 477 nucleotides. RefSeq lists its product as uncharacterized. The transcript has 2 exons. Bases 1 to 477 code for a protein of 158 amino acids. The record is from RefSeq and is a predicted model, not a curated record. Lineage: Eukaryota; Evosea; Eumycetozoa; Acytosteliales; Cavenderiaceae.
AUGUAUUCCUACCGUACAGCAAUAUUAUUAUUAUUAAUCAUUUCUAUCAUUUUCAUUUCACUUUUAUCAACAGUGGUAAUUGCCGAUGAUGGAUGUAGCAGAUGUUAUGAUAAUGCAAAUAAUGCUCAGCGCCAAUGUAUCAAAUCAAAACAAUCAGAAAAUAGGGAUAAACUACUAGCAUCACCUCUUCCACCAGGUAUUUUAAAAAUAUCAUCCAAUGAUCCAGUUGUCGCUAACAUUAGUGUCCACAAUCCACAUGUCAAUCAAUUGAUGGUUUGGUUGCAAGAAAUCUCUGAUUAUAGGAGAGAUAUAUUCAACUUUGAUAAUGUCCAAAAGAUUGUCAUCGAUACACAUUUUUCCUAUCCACUUAAUCCCUAUCAAAGUAACUUUGAAUUUAUUGGUACUUUUGUUACAAGACAACCAAAGAUUUAUAAAUGGAUUUAUAAAAGAAAAAUAAAUAAUCUUAAUAAUAAAUAA